AUGUUAUCAAAUAUGCAAGCCAAAUUAACAUGUAUCAUGGAAGAACGUGAUUUGUUGGUGAAUCGAUUAAACGAAUUAACUGUGACCAGUAGUAAUAAUAAUAAUAAUCAUAAUAAUAUUCCAUCACUUUCCAAUACAACAACAACGUCACAACCAUCAACUGUAACCAUAACAGAAGAUCUUUCAUCAUUGUCUAUGACAGCACAGACGUCGACGACAACAACAGCGGCAGCAACAGUAGCUUCCUCGAUAUCACGUCCUAUUAUGGGUUUGAAUCAUCGAUCUGUUCAAAUGAAAUCUAAUGGGAAUAAUAAUUUGUCAUAUUGUUUGCCUACCACCACUCAUCAUCCACCGAUGUCUUCAACUACAACAACCACAACAGAAGUUUUAAUGUCAAAACAACAAACAAAUGCUGAACAGAAUGCUACCGACCAAUUACAUAUUACGAAUUUCUUGGAACAUGACAAUAUUAUCCCAAAUAAAACAACCAACCAGUCGUUAUCCAAUAAUAAUGUUUAUGAUCUACCUGAACCAGAAUGGAUCAGUUGGACAUUGAAACAAUUCGAAACGUAUCAUCAACAAGCGUAUCAACAACAGACACAAUUAAAACAAAACUCAUCAAAUGAAUUAUCCUCUACCGAUAAACCAUCAUGCUGUUUUAAUGAAUCGGCGUUACCAUUGAAUUUUGAACAAUUCCUAUUAUUCGAUCAAUUCAAUGAUGAAGAAACUACAAAUUUCUCACCGAAUGCAUUAAUGGCAUUUUUAUUAAGUUUAGCUCAAUAUACACCAUAUACACGUUUAUCUGAAUUAGCACAAUGUGCCCAAUUAACAUUAUAUCGAUUAUUGACAAGAUUAGCACGUUAUCGUACUGAUUGUUUAGUAUUACAAGCGAAUUUAGCUGAGAUUAAAUCGAAUGCGGAUCAAAUGCAAUGUCAAUUAAGUCAAUUAGAAUCAAAUUGGUUUGUUAUGAAACAUGCAUUACAAUUGUCCGAGUCAGCAUUAGAAAUAAGUGAUUGUUUAAAUCAGUUAUAUUCCACAGAAUUAGCUGUUACAAUAUUUCGUCAAUUACAACCCAAUAAUUCACUAGUAGUAAAACACCCAUUCUCUACAAUUUCCUCAUCCACUUCAUCAUCAUCAGUUCAAGGCGGUAGUCAAAAUAAAUCAUCCCAAUUGAAACAAUCACAACCAGCGAAAAAAUAUCAUCAUUCACCACCACAAUUGCCACCACAACUGCCGUCACACCAACAACACCAGCAACAACAGAUAUCCUUUUCUACAACAUCAUCAUGUCAGUUAUAUUCGUCAAUCGGCGGUGGUUCAUCAGAAGAACAUGAUCCACUCAAUACUACUAAUAAUAAUAUGUCUGGACAGUCACAACCACAACAGAUCUCUUCAAUGAAUUUGAAUACGUUGAAAUUAUUAAGACAACAAAUUGAAUUAAUAGCUUAUACAAUAUUAGAUAAAUAUGAAACAUCUGACGGUGAUUAUGAGAAAAUUCCACUGGUCAUAACAGCAACUAACACAACAACUAACCCAAUCACAACAGUGGCAAACGCAACUGCAACACCGAAUCUACUCAAUAUGAAUUUGAUCAGCCCUUCAUUGAAUAACGACAUGAUGAUGAUGAUGCCGCCUAAUCUAGUCAAUAAUGCCCAUUUAUUAUCUCAACAAAAAAUUCAACAACAAUUACCGCCACAAUCAGCUAUCAGUCCUAGUGGUUAUUCAAUCCAAUCGGUGAUUACAUCAUCAAACGGCUGUUUAUUAGAUAAUAAUCAUACUACUACUACCACUACUACUAGUACUAGUAGUACUACUAAUAAUAAUAUAAGUAAUAUCAAUAGUUUGUAUGCUAAUUCAUGGUAUGUUAGCUUAAAUCGUGACCAAUUCACCACCACUACACAACAAUAUCAGUUAAUCAAUGAAAUUGGUGAUAGACAACAUUUCAGUUUACCGGCAAUCUCGUUGAAUCCUCAUCAAACUCCUCAUCAACAACAACAGUUUACCAAUCCUCAUUUACGUUCAAUUCAAUUGAAAUCAACUACUCUACAAGGGAAUACAAAUCAACAUAGCCAUAUCAUUAUGGAUGGUUAUGGUUGGGAGACACCAGAUUCCGGAGCUGGUAGUAGUAGUAUCAAUGAACUAUCCUCAUCACAUCAACAACCACAGAAUCAUCAAAAUCACAACCACCAACAGCAAAAUCUAUUUUUAUCCAGUUCCACAUCAUCACUUCACUAUGGACAUGAUUAUCAAACUUAUGGUGUCAUCCAUAACAAUAAUAAUAAUAAUCAUACUACUAAUAUGACUAAUAUAAGUAGUAAGUUUACUAGCAACACUCAACCAGAUUUAUUACUACUACUCAAUACAUUGAUUGAUCAACUUCCACCAUUAUGGACAUUAUUUACAAAAACUGCAUCGACUUCAUUUUAUGAAUCGGAUUUAGAAUCGUCGGAUUCUUCAGAAUUACCACCGGGGAAUUUCAUGAAAACAACACCAACGACUAAUGUACCGCCUAUGCAUCGUUCUCCUCAUCAUCAACAUCAGCAUGCAUUUUAUAAAAUCGGUAAUCAUCAUCAGCAUCAUCAUCAUAGUGGUUUAUUGCCUCAACUACCACCGACAACAACACCACAUCAACACCAACACCAACACCCCUGUCUACAAUUAUCCAAUCAUUAUUGGUCUAGAUUGGAAGAACGUAAACUUCGCACUGUCUAUUAUCAAUGCAUUCAAGCUUACAAACGUUUACAAAUUAUGUUAAAGGAUUAUUCACCUCAAACAACAAUUGAUAAUCAUGAGAUUAAUGGAAUGAAUCAGACAGUAAAUAUGGAAAGUGAUAUUAUUCUGGGGAAAAAUACGAAUUCGGAACAAAUCAAGACAGUACAACACCAACUACAACAACAGGAGGAGGAUUUAAGCGAGAAAAAAACUUCUUUUGCAGUCAAUUCAUUGCAACAUCAAUUACCAUUGGCUGUAUUUUUAGAAAGUUCAAUUUUAUUACAAGAAUUAUGUUGUGUUAAAGAAGAAUGUGCUGAUUUAAAAAUUCGUGUUUAUUUACUUGAAAAAGAAUUACAUGCCAACCAGUUAACAUUAGAUAGUCGUAAAGCAGCUGAACAUGCAUUACGUGCUCAUUUGAAUGUGCUGAUUAUGGAGAAACACCAACAACAGCAGCAUCAUCAUGAAUGUUUUCAUUCAAUGAAUGAUUGCAAUAAAGACAAUUCUGUGUCAGUACAACCGACUACCACAACGCCGGCAGCAGCAAGCGCAACUUCUACAACUGCCACAACCACUACAACAACAACAACUGUUCAAUCUAUACAUGGUUUAAAUCAACAUGAAACUAUUCUAUUAAGAGGACAAGUUAAGAAUCUUUUACAAGCUUUAGAAGCAUUACGUAGUAGUACAGAAAUACAACAAUUACAAAGUGAAACAUUAGUCAAUGAUUUAAAACGUGCCAAUAGUGCAUUGAUUAAGGCGUUUGAUAAAAUUAAACAAAAAUAUACAACACGUAUUAAAAAAUUAGAAAAUCAAUUGAAUUCUAUUCAAUCUUCUACUACAACAACAACAACACCUACUACUACUACUACUGAUAACAAUCAUUUUAGUAGUAUAGUUAAAGGAUGUAAAAUACAGCAACAGCAACAUCAUCAUCACAUAAAUGAUUUGAAUAAUUUAAGUAGUCAUACGCAGCUGCAUACUGUUUUACCAAUGAAAAGUGGUUUUCAACAAGGUGCGGUCGUUACAACUACAACAUUGGCACAUUCAACGACUGAUUCCAUUCGUGACUUACCACCAACUACUCGUAUCCCUCCGAAUAUUCCACUGCAUCAUCCACCUCCCCCUCAUCCUCAUUCUCAUCAUCAGCACAAUCCACUAACACGACCACCACAACAACCACAACAGCAACCGAUGAGACCGAAUACUCCGAAACUAGGCACAACACCACCGACACAUCAACAUCCUCCUCCUGUUUCAUCAUCACAGUCAUUGUCCAGUAGGAAAUAG
This is a messenger RNA of Schistosoma turkestanicum, 3999 nucleotides long. Lineage: Eukaryota; Metazoa; Platyhelminthes; Trematoda; Strigeidida; Schistosomatidae. The record is from the annotation of a GenBank genome assembly.